Molecule: messenger RNA, 2418 nt
Organism: Monomorium pharaonis (pharaoh ant)
Lineage: Eukaryota; Metazoa; Arthropoda; Insecta; Hymenoptera; Formicidae
Gene: Hsc70-4
Product: heat shock 70 kDa protein cognate 4
Exons: 3
Coding region: 146-2104 (652 amino acids)
Biological process (GO): protein refolding; cellular response to unfolded protein; vesicle-mediated transport
Cellular component (GO): cytosol; cytoplasm; nucleus
Molecular function (GO): ATP-dependent protein folding chaperone; ATP hydrolysis activity; misfolded protein binding
Source: RefSeq, a predicted model, not a curated record
CCUAUAUAUACGGCUGCAGGGGCGCGGAUUCGCCACUAACGUUGCGAAUCGUGACGCGAGAACUUCUUCGUUUGUCCUGCACGCGAAUUUUUACGAGGCUCCCGGAAGCUUGAUAUAGAAGGAAAAAAAGAAAAACCCGAAGAAAAUGGCGAAGGCACCCGCGAUCGGUAUCGAUCUUGGCACGACUUACUCCUGCGUCGGUGUCUUCCAGCACGGCAAGGUCGAGAUCAUCGCCAACGACCAGGGUAACCGCACGACCCCGAGCUAUGUGGCCUUUACGGAGACCGAGCGUCUCAUCGGGGACGCCGCUAAGAACCAGGUCGCCAUGAACCCCAACAACACCAUUUUCGAUGCCAAAAGGUUAAUCGGACGUCGCUUCGAGGACCCAACCAUUCAGGCUGACAUGAAACACUGGCCAUUCACUGUGGUGAACGAUGGUAGCAAGCCAAAGAUUCAAGUACAAUACAAAGGAGAGACGAAGACUUUCUUCCCUGAAGAAGUGAGUUCGAUGGUCCUAGUAAAGAUGAAGGAGACUGCGGAGGCGUACUUAGGCAAAACCGUCACCAAUGCUGUGAUCACCGUCCCUGCUUACUUCAACGACUCGCAGCGUCAGGCAACCAAGGACGCUGGCACCAUCUCGGGCUUGAACGUACUGCGUAUCAUCAAUGAGCCCACUGCUGCCGCGAUCGCCUACGGUCUCGACAAAAAGGCCACCGGCGAGCGAAACGUCCUCAUCUUCGAUCUCGGUGGUGGCACUUUCGACGUGUCCAUCCUGACGAUCGAAGAUGGUAUCUUCGAGGUCAAAUCCACAGCGGGUGACACACAUCUGGGUGGCGAGGACUUCGACAAUCGCAUGGUCAAUCACUUCGUGCAGGAGUUCAAGCGCAAGUACAAGAAGGAUCUGACCACGAACAAACGCGCCCUCCGCCGUCUACGCACGGCCUGCGAGCGCGCGAAGCGGACCCUGUCAUCCUCCACUCAGGCCAGCAUCGAAAUCGACUCGUUGUACGAGGGAAUCGACUUUUACACCUCUAUCACGCGAGCUCGUUUCGAGGAGCUCUGCGCCGAUCUCUUCCGCGGUACUCUCGAACCCGUCGAGAAGUCGCUGCGCGACGCCAAGAUGGACAAGGCUCAGAUUCACGAUAUCGUUCUAGUUGGCGGCUCCACGCGAAUUCCCAAGAUUCAGAAGCUCCUGCAGGACUUCUUCAACGGCAAAGAGCUCAACAAGUCUAUCAAUCCCGACGAAGCCGUGGCAUACGGCGCUGCCGUACAGGCGGCUAUCCUGCAUGGCGACAAGUCCGAGGAAGUGCAGGACUUGCUUCUGCUUGACGUCACUCCGCUCUCUCUGGGUAUCGAGACAGCCGGCGGUGUCAUGACCGCGCUCAUUAAAAGGAACACUACCAUCCCGACAAAACAGACUCAGACCUUCACAACCUACGCCGACAAUCAGCCCGGUGUGUUGAUUCAGGUGUACGAGGGCGAGCGCGCCAUGACCAAGGACAAUAAUCUGCUGGGCAAAUUCGAGCUUAGCGGUAUUCCCCCAGCGCCCCGCGGAGUCCCUCAGAUUGAGGUUACAUUCGACAUCGAUGCGAACGGCAUCCUUAACGUCUCUGCCGUGGACAAGUCCACUGGCAAGGAGAACAAGAUCACAAUCACCAAUGACAAGGGUCGGCUCAGCAAGGAGGACAUUGAGAGGAUGGUGAACGAGGCGGAGAAAUACCGCAGCGAAGACGAGAAACAGAAGGAAACAAUCUCGGCUAAGAACGGCCUCGAGUCUUACUGCUUCAACAUGAAGAGCACAGUCGAGGACGAGAAGCUCAAGGACAAGAUCAGCGCGUCGGACAAGCAAACGAUCUUGGACAAGUGCAACGAGAUUAUCAAGUGGCUUGACGCAAAUCAGCUAGCUGACAAAGAGGAAUACGAACACAAGCAGAAAGAGCUCGAGGCCAUCUGCAACCCCAUCGUCACGAAGCUCUACCAGGGCGCCGGCGGUAUGCCCGGUGGCAUGCCAGGCGGUUUCCCCGGAGCUGGUGGUGCCGCUCCCGGUGGAGCACCCGGCGGUGGCGGUGCAUCUGGUGGCCCUACCAUCGAAGAGGUCGACUAAAGAAGAAAACCGUUCCUGGCUUUAUCUCGCCACUGCCCAUCCUCUACUGCGCAUUCCUUGAAUUUAAAAAAAAGAAUAAACGAAUAUAGAACGGUUUUUGCUCUAAUCAUUCCUUACGUACGAUUCUUUAGCGUUGUCUUUUGAAAAAGUUCCUCUAUUUCAUUAUUUUCUAUUACUUUGAAGUAAUUAAUGUACUUUUUAUUCACUUUUUUAUUUAUUUUGUUGUAUUGUACUUACGGUUUAUUCUCUAGAAGAUCUGUUGUAAUAUCUUCUCUUUCAAACUUCGUAAAUAUAGAGCGAUUACCAAAACUAAA